Messenger RNA from Trichomycterus rosablanca, 916 nucleotides. RefSeq names its product PARK2 co-regulated (gene pacrg). Gene Ontology annotation, molecular function: Hsp70 protein binding; Hsp90 protein binding. The transcript has 5 exons. The record is from RefSeq and is a predicted model, not a curated record. The coding region runs from base 89 to 784 and encodes 231 amino acids. Lineage: Eukaryota; Metazoa; Chordata; Actinopteri; Siluriformes; Trichomycteridae. Gene Ontology annotation, cellular component: cytosol; vesicle; neuron projection.
CAACGCGGUGAGCAGGACCGAGUGUAACGUAAGGAAAGCUACUGACCUGCAGUUACUGAAAAGUUUAUCUGUCUUUAAUCUUCAGUCCAUGUGUACAAACAUGAGAACUAAACCACAGCUACAAACGGAAGGAUUUACUGUAAAAUCAACGAUGAAAAACUCCGUGGUGAUGGGUCCUCCUGCAGCAGGAGCUUUCAAAGAGCGCCCAGCCAAACCCACAGCUUUUCGGAAAUUCUAUGAACGUGGAGACUUCCCAAUAGCGCUGGAGCAUGAUACAAAAGGCAAUCGUAUUGCCUGGAAGGUGGAAAUAGAAAAGCUGGACUACCACCACUACCUUCCUCUGUUCUUUGAUGGCCUGUGUGAGACGUGCCACCCAUAUGAAUUCUUUGCUCGGCAGGGAGUGCAUGACAUGCUGGAACACGGGGGCCCCAAAAUCCUUCCAGUCAUCCCUCAACUCAUCAUUCCUAUAAAAAAUGCUCUGAACACCAGGAACAGGCAGGUGAUCUGUACCACGCUGAAGGUCUUGCAGCACCUUGUGGUGUCAGGUGAGAUGGUAGGAGUAGCUCUGGUGCCAUACUACAGACAGAUUCUCCCCAUCCUCAACAUCUUCAAGAACGUGAACAAAAACUCUGGCGAUGGUAUUGACUAUGGCCAGCAGAAGCGGGAGAACAUUGGUGACCUCAUCCAGGAGACUCUAGAGGUGUUUGAGCGUUAUGGUGGAGAGGAUGCCUUUAUCAACAUCAAGUAUAUGGUGCCCACUUAUGAGUCGUGCCUGCUCAACUAACACCCAUAAACACAACAUAUGCAUGCAUAUUUCUGCUGUACCUGAGCCUUAUUAUACACCUGUAAGACUUAAUUAAAUUAAUGAUCUCUGAGUCUCAUGUACAUUCCUGAAGCAUUAAAUCCUUGACUGAAA